GAAACCCUGGAGCACAGAGGGAAGAUGCACGGGUUUAUUAAACAUGUGAAGUAAUGUUAACUGAUUUGGAUGAUUUUCCCACCAAAGCCCACUUGAAUAGGUUUGAUAUUUCUUUCUUCACCCAAGUUUCCGUUUUGGAGAAGAGAGAGGUGCCCUGAAUUAUAAUGGCACAGGUUUGCAUGGAGCGGCUCUCCAUGCAGCAGCGCACGGCGCUCUGGGCUCUUCUGCUCUGCACACAGGCCGCUUUGGGCUUCUCGCUCACAGGACAACAGACAACCUGCGAGGCCAACGGCAGCGUUUACUACGUGGGAGAGUGGUAUUUCCUGGACUCCGAUCACUGCACCCAGUGCGAGUGCACCAGUGAGGGCUCCGUGUGCGCCCGCACCGAAUGCACGUCCCUCCCGGCCGCCUGCAUCCAUGUGAGCCACUACCCCACCGACUGCUGUCCCAGGUGCGAGAAGAUCGGCUGUGAGUACCGGGGGGUGGUGUACGAGCUCGGAGAAAAUUUCCAGCCAUCUGAAUGUGAGCAGUGCACCUGUGACAGUGAUGGCAUCGCCCGCUGUCUCGUGGCAGACUGUGCCCCUCCACCCUGUGUCAAUCCUGUGUACCAGCCUGGGAAAUGCUGCCCGGAAUGCAAGGAGGGUCCCAACUGUUAUACUGAUGCAUCCCGCAGCCAAGUGAUACCUGCAGGAGAGCCUGUGUGGGUGGAUUCCUGCACCAAGUGUCGCUGUCAUGACGGCCAGGACGCCGGCUACUGGGAGGGAAAUCGCCUUGCCACUUGUUCCCGCAUCAAAAACUGCACACCUCAGCAGCCGCCCACCCCUAUUCAGUGAUUCUUCACACAACCACCAUAUAUUUUAAAAUAUGUGAUCUUCACAGUUUAUCCUUAGGUAUUUUAUUACUGAAGAUAUUAUACAUCCACCCAAGGAAGGACAAUCUGCAAAUGAGAUAGGGGUAACUCACCAACACUUGAAUGUAACAAAAAAAGUCAAUAAAAUUUGGAACCAUGUAAGAAACGAUGCGACUUCAUCCCACAACUCUGUUCACUAACAUAGCAACUUUAUCUCAAAACACAGGGAUUAAAAAUUGGACAGAAAUUGUACUUUGUACUCUUACUUUUUAAAUCUAGCUCAAUUUAUUUUAUUUUUUUGCAUUUUAAAAAUGUUGCUUAGAUGUUGAGAAUGCUUUUAAGGAGAAACAGGAAAAAGAGUGGGAGCUUUAGGAUCUCUUAGUCUCGAAAUACCCAGAAAAUUAUACAUAGAUUUAAGCGUUAGCAUAAACAACUGAUAAAUAAGAUAACUAGUGACAGACUUGUCACAAGCUGAGGCAGUUUUACACUUCAUGUACAGCUGUGAUGAACAGUAAAUAGGAAAUAAUUAAUGAGAGUAUAAUAUUAGAUAAGAUUUGUUGGCAUGUUAUUUAAAUGCUGUUUUUAAAUGUAUGCUGCUUGGACACGCACAUGGUGUAGGAGGUAGUAUUGACUCUUCAGUGCUAAGAUACAGCAAAUAUACAGUUUUCAGUGACACGUCAGAAUCAAAGUCUAGUUUAUUUUAACAUAAAGAUGUUUUAAAUUUUGCAAGACUCACUCCAGAAGCUUGUUACUUUAAUUAUAAUGUAUAUCUGAAAGAAAACCAAACAUGCUCUUAUCUUUUUAGCUAAGUUGACUUAAUAAAAAAAAAAGUAAAAUCUGAAACGUACUCCAUUAUUGUGAAAAAAUAGUGAAUAACACUCAACUAAGUAAAUGUUUUUCAAUUGUACUGUCAAGAGUGUAAUUGGAACAAACAAUGAUUGAAAUUUGUAUAAACCCUGCUUCUAGUACUGGGAUCAGUAGUUGGGAGUAGUCGCAUCAGUAGUUUUCUGAUGCAACUUUUUUCUCACAUUACACCUCAGUACAUUGGUUUUUACACUGUAAGUCAAAAUAAACUAUUUCCAUUUAA
Molecule: messenger RNA, 1937 nt
Organism: Xiphophorus couchianus (Monterrey platyfish)
Lineage: Eukaryota; Metazoa; Chordata; Actinopteri; Cyprinodontiformes; Poeciliidae
Product: von Willebrand factor C domain-containing protein 2-like
Exons: 3
Coding region: 165-833 (222 amino acids)
Biological process (GO): negative regulation of BMP signaling pathway
Cellular component (GO): AMPA glutamate receptor complex
Molecular function (GO): protein binding
Source: RefSeq, a predicted model, not a curated record